AUGGCGAACACGAGAGCUGGCGCUCCAGCGCAUACUCAAUCCUCACUCCCAUCUCUCCCCGCACAUCUCCAGUCCGAUACCCAUCUCACGGCACACUUAGCCAGUCGUUUCCACGUCGGUCUGCCCACGGCUCGUCUUUCCUCCCAGGCUUUAAUCUCUCUCAACACAUAUUCCUCCGCAACAAAAGGCCCAGAUGGCAACAAAGAGGGCAGCGCAGCUGGUGAGGCCGAGGAUCUCGCUCGUCGGGCAUUCACUCGUCUGGGCGCUCGCGCCGAGAACCAGGCUGUCGUCUUUCUUGGAGAGAGUGGAUCUGGCAAAACCACCAUUCGCUCACACCUACUCUCAUCAUUCCUAUCAUAUUCCUCAACUCCUCUCUCUUCGAAACUCUCCUAUGCCGCCUUUGUCUUCGACACCCUGACCACCACCAAAUCCGUCACCACUCCGACUGCCUCCAAGGCCGGUCUUUUCCUGGAACUUCAAUAUGAUGGCUCCUCAUCUGUCAAUCCCACUCUGAUCGGUGGAAAGAUCAUCGAUUACCGCUUGGAAAGAAGCCGCAUCUCAUCGGUUCCCACCGGAGAGCGCAGCUUCCACUCGCUCUACUAUCUUCUCGCCGGUACGAGUGCUGCAGAGAAGGCUCACUUGGGCUUCGAUAACACGAUCCACAUCCAAACUGGAGGCUCGGGCUCUAUCAACCACAAGCGAUGGCGCUAUCUUGGUCACCCAACGCAACUCAAGGUCGGUGUCAAUGACGCUGAUGGUUUCCAGCACUUCAAGACGGCUCUGCGAAAGCUCGAGUUUUCGCGCGGUGAAAUUGCCGAGAUCUGUCAGAUUAUGGCAAGUAUUCUGCAUAUUGGACAAUUGGACUUUAUUACAGGGCAAGCGACAACCACGGCGGCAGAGGAAAGUGGUGGUUACUCCCACGAGGGUGGCGAGAUGGUCACGGUGGUGAAGAACAAGGAUGUUCUGGCCAAUGUCGCUGCUUUCCUUGGCUUGAGUCUCGAGUCUCUGGAGAAUAGCCUGGGCUACAAGACCAAGACACUCCACCGUGAGCGAGUGACGGUCAUGCUCGAUCCACGGGGUGCUCGCCAAAACGCGGAUGCUUUCGCCCGCACUAUCUACUCGCUCUUGGUCACCUACGUGAUUGAGAGAGUGAACCAGAGGCUUUGUGCUGCGGAAGACAGCGUCGCCAAUACGAUUUCUAUUGUUGAUUUCCCUGGCUUCGCCCAGUCUCCCGCGACUGGCUCAACAUUGGACCAACUGCUCAGCAAUGCGGCGACAGAGUCUCUUUACAACUACUGCCUGCAAUCUUUCUUUGACCGGAAGGCCGAUAUUCUGGACCGCGAAGAAAUCACCGUUCCGGCUACCAGCUAUUUUGAUAACACCGACACCGUCCGCGGUCUUUUGAAGCACGGCAAUGGAUUGCUGAGCAUCCUGGACGACCAGACCAAGCGUGGACGUUCCGAUGCCCAGUUCCUUGACAGCGUUCGAAAGCGUUUCGAGGGCAAGAAUCCGGCAAUCUCGGUGGGCGACUCGAGCGCGAGCAGUGGCUACAUCACUCAGGGUCCCCGCACCGCAUUCACUGUGAAGCAUUUCGCUGGUGAGGUUGACUAUUCGGUGGCAGGUCUCAUCGAGGAGAACGGAGAAGUCAUCUCGGGCGACUUGAUGAACCUCAUGAAGUCUACCCGCAGCGACUUGGUCCGUGAGCUCUUCGAUCAAGAUGCCGUCGAAACCAUCACCCAUCCAAAGGAGAAGACCGCUAUAAUGCAGGCCCAGGUCUCCUCCAAGCCAAUGCGUAUGCCUAGCAUGGCACGACGCAAGCACGACGCCCAGGCUCGACUCACUUCAAUGGCCAUGUCCCGAGCUGACAGCGAGGAUAACAUUGAAGAAGUGGAUAGCCAGGUGGGAGGAAGCUCCCGCCGCAGCGUGGCAGGUCGGAAGAGCGGCUUGUUGGGUCCCUCCCAGGGCUCGGCCGGCCAAUUCCUUUCUGGCCUUGAAAUCAUCAACAAGUGCCUGAGCCAGCCGAACCUGAAUCCUUACUUCGUGAUCUGUCUCAAGCCCAACGAUCGACGCAUCGCCAAUCAGUUUGACAGCAAAUGUGUCCGCAUGCAAGUUCAAACAUUCGGCAUCGCCGAGAUCAGCCAACGGCUCCGAAAUGCGGAUUUCAGCGUCUUCCUCCCCUUUGCCGAGUUCCUCGGCCUGGCCGAGAUCGGUAAUGUCGUCGUCGGCAGCGAUAAGGAAAAGUCUGAGGUCGUCUUGGAUGAGAGACGCUGGCCUGGAAAUGAGGCUCGCGUUGGUAGCACCGGUGUCUUCCUGAGCGAGCGUUGCUGGGCAGAUCUCGCCAAAGUCGGAGAGCGCGUUGUUCCAACCUACGGCGCCGUUGGCGGUGCUGAUGACGACGCUAUCAACUCGGCUGGCAACCCGGAUGCCAAAGUUCGGCUGCUCAAUCCGGCCGAUGCGUCUCCCGGCGCAUUCAUCUACGGUGACGAAACGAAGCAAGGAUAUUUCGGCAGCCGCGAAUUGGAUGGCCGUUCUGAUGCUGGCGGCUCGGCUUUCAACUCUGGUGACAUGUUCCGUGACCUCGACACCAAGCAGCAGAUGCUUGAGAAGGGUCAAGAAAAGAACAUGGAGGAGGUGGAGGAUGUUCCAGUCUCAGCAUCCCGCCGCCGUUGGAUGGCACUAGUCUGGCUGUUAACAUGGAUGAUUCCCGACAUAUUUAUCCGGUAUAUCGGUCGCAUGAAGCGGAAGGAUAUCCGUACCGCUUGGCGAGAGAAGCUUGCAAUCAACCUUAUCAUCUGGUUUGCCUGUGGUGUUGCUAUUUUCAUGAUUGUCGCUUUCCCCGGCUUGAUUUGUCCGACUCAGCAUGUCUAUUCCAAGGGCGAACUCAGCAACCAGAACGGCAAAGAUGGGGCAUCCUCGUACGUUGCCGUCCGAGGUGUUGUGUUCAACUUGGGAGACUUUAUGCCUGCUCACUAUCCCGAUAUCAUUCCUCAAAAGUCACUCAAGAACUACGCAGGUACCGAUGCCACCAACCUCUUCCCUGUCCAGGUCUCUGCAUUGUGCCAGGGUGUGGACGGAUCCAUCGACCCUAGCGUGCCGCUUGACUAUCGAUCAAACUUGAAUGACUCGGCUAGCACGAUUUCUUCGACAUCGUUUGAUAUCAAUGCCAAGUACCACGACUUCCGUUAUUGGACUGAUCUCUACCAAGCCGAUUGGUUUUACGAGCAAAUGGUCAUGAUGCGAGCCAAUUACAAAAAGGGAUACGUCGGUUAUACUGCGAAGUAUAUGAAGAGUCUAGCGGAUGACGAGAGCAAAAAUAUCGUCAGUAUCAACGGGAAAGUAUACGAUAUGUCGUACUACAUUGCAGGACCUCGCAAUCCACGUUUCCCGGAAGGCAAGAAUCGCUCCACCAGCGGUAUCAAGACUGAUUAUAUGAGCCCUCUUCUCGUUACUCUCUUCCAGCAAAAGUCCGGCUACGAUGUGACUAAGUACUGGACUGAUCUUGAUCUCGACGACACUUUGCGCUCCCGUAUGGAACUGUGCCUUGACAAUUUGUUCUUCGUCGGCCAUGUCGACACCCGUAACUCGGUCAAGUGUCAGUUCGCUCGUUACUUCAUCCUUGCCAUCUCCAUCUUGAUUUGUACUGUUCUGGUCUUCAAGUUCUUGGCUGCCCUGCAAUUCGGAAAGAAGAACUUGCCCGAGAAUCUCGACAAGUUCAUCAUCUGCCAAGUGCCGGUGUAUACCGAAGACGAGGAUUCACUCCGUCGUGCUAUGGACUCUAUGGCACGCAUGCGCUACGAUGACAAGCGUAAGCUUCUCUUGGUUAUUUGUGACGGUAUGAUUAUCGGUCAAGGUAACGAUCGCCCUACACCGCGCAUCGUUCUGGACAUUCUCGGCGUUCCUGAAUCUGUCGACCCCGAGCCGCUCAGCUUUGAGAGUCUGGGUGAAGGUAUGAAGCAGCACAACAUGGGUAAGAUCUACUCUGGUCUCUACGAGGUCCAAGGUCACAUUGUGCCCUUCCUGGUCGUUGUCAAGGUCGGCAAGCCUUCUGAAGUGUCUCGCCCGGGUAACCGUGGUAAGCGUGACUCCCAGAUGAUUCUCAUGCGCUUCCUCAACCGCAUUCACUACAAUCUGCCCAUGAGCCCUAUGGAGCUGGAGAUGCACCAUCAAAUUCGCAACAUCAUCGGUGUCAACCCAACUUUCUACGAAUAUAUUCUGCAAGUCGAUGCCGAUACGAUGGUUGCACCGGAUUCCGCUACUCGCUUCGUUUCAGCAUUCCUGUCUGAUACACGCCUCAUCGGUGUCUGUGGAGAGACAGCCCUGUCCAACGCGAAAACAUCCAUGGUCACGAUGAUUCAGGUUUACGAGUACUACAUUUCCCACAACUUGAUCAAGGCGUUUGAAAGUUUGUUCGGUUCCGUUACCUGUUUGCCCGGUUGUUUCACCAUGUUCCGAAUCCGCUCUUCAGAGACCGGCAAACCGUUAUUCGUGAGCAAGGAAGUCGUCGACUCCUAUUCCGAGAUUCGCGUCGAUACCCUGCACAUGAAGAACCUGCUACACCUGGGUGAAGAUCGAUACCUGACCACACUACUCCUCAAGCACCACCCCAAGUUCAAGACGAAGUACAUCUUCCGCGCUCAUGCCUGGACCGUGGCCCCCGAGAGCUUCGCUGUCUUCCUCUCACAACGUCGUCGCUGGAUUAACUCCACUGUCCACAACCUGGUCGAGCUCGUCCCUCUUCAACAGCUGUGCGGCUUCUGCUGCUUCAGUAUGCGCUUCAUUGUCUUCGUCGAUCUCCUCAGUACCAUCAUCCAGCCCGUCACAGUCGCCUAUAUCAUCUACCUGAUCGUCUGGCUAGUCCAAGACAGCUCAGUGAUCCCCUGGACAGCCUUUAUUCUUCUCGGUGUCAUCUACGGUCUCCAAGCCUUCAUCUUCAUCGUCCGACGCAAGUGGGAAAUGAUCGGCUGGAUGUUCAUCUACAUCCUCGCCAUCCCCGUCUUCACCCUCGCCCUCCCGCUCUACUCAUUCUGGCACAUGGACGACUUCUCCUGGGGAAACACCCGCGUCAUCACCGGUGAAAAGGGCCGCAAAGUCGUCAUCUCCGACGAAGGCAAAUUCGACCCGGCCUCCAUCCCCAAGAAACGCUGGGAAGAGUACCAAAUGGAACUCUGGGAAGCCCAAACCUCCCGCGACGACCGCUCCGAAGUCUCAGGCUACUCGUACGGCACCCGCUCGCACGCCUUCCCCCAGUCCGAGUACGGCUUCCCGGGCUCUAGACCGAUGUCCCAAAUGGAUCUGCCGCUCAUGAACUCGAGCUCGCGCCUUUCGAUCGCCCCGUCCGAGAUGCUCGGCGGUGGCAUGGGCAUGGCGCAUGGAGACCUGAGCAUGGAAGAUAUGAGUCACCUGCCCUCCGACGACGCCAUUCUCGCAGAGAUCAGGGAGAUUCUCCGGACGGCGGAUCUGAUGGCCGUUACGAAGAAGAGUAUUAAGCAGGAGCUUGAGAGAAGAUUCGGCGUUAACCUUGAUCUUAAGCGGCCUUAUAUCAACUCUGCGACUGAGGCUGUUCUUUCGGGUCUUCUUUGA
Molecule: messenger RNA, 5580 nt
Organism: Penicillium manginii
Lineage: Eukaryota; Fungi; Ascomycota; Eurotiomycetes; Eurotiales; Aspergillaceae
Gene: chsE
Product: chitin synthase class Va
Exons: 3
Coding region: 1-5580 (1859 amino acids)
Cellular component (GO): cell periphery; myosin complex; cell septum
Molecular function (GO): chitin synthase activity; ATP binding; cytoskeletal motor activity
Source: RefSeq, a predicted model, not a curated record